Molecule: messenger RNA, 1134 nt
Organism: Phytophthora megakarya
Lineage: Eukaryota; Oomycota; Peronosporomycetes; Peronosporales; Peronosporaceae
Source: the annotation of a GenBank genome assembly
AUGGUGUAUCCAAUGCCCUUGUUUAUCGAUCUAAUCGAAGAUCUGGAAUCGACGCUUUGGUACUGUUCUUUGGACAUGACAAGCGGAUUUUGGGUGGUUAAAAUGAAGGAUCGAGCCCGCUUGAUCUCAGCUUUUAUCACGCCGUUCGGGUUAUUUGAAUCGAAUCGGAUGCCUUUCGGUUUGAAGAAUGGUCCCCAGAUCUACCAACGUAUGAUCGACAACGCGCUAUAUGGAUUCACGCGGAUCUCGAAGUCCGAAGAUCACGGAGGUAUUCUAGAUGUAUUUGAAGACGGGGAACCGGUGGAUCCAGGCAGGCCAUCGGUGCUUAGACGCAGAUCAUAUAUCGACGAUAUCCUGAUACCAGCAAAUGACUGGGAUCAACUAUGUGACCGAGUCGAAAAUCUGCUCAAAGCGUGUGACGAGUGGAAUUUGUCGAUCAGUGUGGUUAAGAGCUUUUGGGGAAUGCCCAGGGUGGAAUACCUGGGGCAUAAGAUCUCGCAUAAUGGACUGGAGGCGAAUCCGAAAGAUCUGUCCGCAUUGACUAAUCUAGCCUUUCCAGGAUCACUCAGAGCUAUGCAAUCAUUCUUGGGAAGUCUGAACUAUUAUAGCCGAUUCAUUGAAGACUACGCGAUCUACGCGUCGGUUCUGUACGAAUUGCGAGAAAUCGACUGUGCUGCGAUGACAAAGGAGGCUACUCAAGCGCGGAUCCAAACAAAUCAAGGAUCGCAGGAAGAUCGGGGUGUCGACCACCGACAGACCUUGGAUCUGGAGGCGCCCGACCCUAUCGAGGUGGAUUCGCGAUGGAUCCAUGCCCAUCGGUCCUUCAACGUGCUUAAACCCAGGAUUGCUACCACUCCGAUCUUACGACAUUUUGACCCAGAUCGGAAAGCCACAGUGGUGCGAUUGGGCCUCUCGGGAGCGUUGAUGCAAGAAUACGACCAGAUCUACUAUCCCGUGACGUUUGCAAGCCGUACUCUGAAGUCGAACGAACUAAACUACGGCAUCGCGGAGAAGGAUGUACUAGCCCUUCUGAGGAUCCUGGAUCUUAAUUACAAUGCGUUGGUUGGGCGUCCGAUCCAUGUGUUGACCCGACACUCAACAAUGGCGUGGCUUUUCAGUUCCACGGCCUUGUAA